Molecule: messenger RNA, 3385 nt
Organism: Stegastes partitus (bicolor damselfish)
Lineage: Eukaryota; Metazoa; Chordata; Actinopteri; Pomacentridae
Gene: mpl
Product: MPL proto-oncogene, thrombopoietin receptor
Exons: 12
Coding region: 413-2380 (655 amino acids)
Biological process (GO): cytokine-mediated signaling pathway
Cellular component (GO): external side of plasma membrane
Molecular function (GO): cytokine receptor activity; protein binding
Source: RefSeq, a predicted model, not a curated record
GUUCCUCUUUUUAGCAGCAUGUAUCUUGUGAUUGCCAGACUGUGCUCUUUGCUAUUACCAAAUACAUGAAUCAGAUCCUAAAGGAAUCACAUAUAUGGGCUAAAUGGGAAGUGCCUCACACAAUGUCUGUGUGUAAUCAAGUGUAUGUGCUCAGGAUAAAAACUGUGUGGUAGCAGUAAACGUGUGGCCGGGGGAGAGUUGAAUACACUAUAAAAAGGCCCGACAAAGAGACUUCAGACGGAGUUCGUGGAGAGUUCGUGGAGACUGCUCCUGGAGACUGCUCAUGGUGGAGAUCGCAGAGUUCUCCACGGGACAUCGUUGGAGCUGAACACUCCUCCACCAACUGAAGAAGUCCUGAUGGGUCUGCAAAUUCUACUCAAGAGGAGCAGCAGAGCCCCUUUCUGUGUUCUGCAUGAAGAAGUAUUCUCUUCCUUCCCCAAAUGGAUGCAAAAGAACUACAGAUCUGAUCAGAGUCUGGACUUCUCAUCUCCCCCUGAGACACGAGGGUUUCGUCCGGGGUUCAGGACUCUGUACUUGGUUGCUGCAUCACUGGAAGAGGACUCCUCCAGGCUCAGAUGUUUUGCUGUUGAAGGAUGAGCAGAAUCCAAAGUGCUUCACUCGGACGUUACAGGAUUUCACCUGCUUCUUUGAGACUGCACACAAUGAGACUUAUGAUUUUCUCUACUCACUCAGUAGGGAGUCCACAGAAAGCUGUGAAAUGUCGGUUCAGAGAACAGAAGAAGGAACCUUCCUCCACAUCUGCUCGUUUCCUGGCUCACAUGUCUGGCUGUUUGUGAACAUACAUCUUAAAGUGUUGGAACGUACCACCAACACCAGCCUCUACAGUCGUACUGUCAGCAUAGAGGACCAUAUUCUUCUGGAUCGCCCCUUCAAUGUGACUUUACGUCCAAACGACCAAGUGGGACAGCUGCAGGUUUCGUGGCGCACAAAGUACUUAAGCAGCUGGAAAGAAAAUCAAGCGUACAAGAUUCGAUACUCCUCUGGGCUUCUUGGAGAGAUGACAAAAGAGGUGAAAGUAGAAGACAACAUACUGGAUUCUCUGGUACCAGGCGAAGAGGUUGAGGUCCAGGUCGCUGUCAAAUGUUCCUUACAUUCAGAUGGAGGACACUGGAGCAGCUGGUCUCACCCCAUGCGAACUGUGGUUUCCCAAAGUACAGAUGAUAUUUCACUCAUAUGCUCCACCUCUGACCUGCUAAAAUUCACCUGUCAGUGGAAUGGGAACAGAUAUGGUGUAGGAUAUGAGUACAAACUUUUCUACAAGAUCGGUCUCAGUGAACCUUGGGGUUGGACAGAAUGGACGAAGUGUCUGGCUAUUGGGAACUUGAAUGAUCGGUGUUCUUUCCCUGGAAACGCGUCCAGUAGAGUCAGGGUCCAUCUCAGCAGCACUUCAGCUCAAACCAGCAGAAACUUUUACACUCAAGAGUUCACGCUCAACAACUCUGUGAAAACAUCCCCACCAGAUGGUCUGAGAGGAGUGCUGAUGAAAGACAAGUUGUGCUUGGAAUGGGAAGCUCCUCUUCCAUCUCUGUCCCCUCACCUGCAGUAUGAAGUCGACUACCGCGUCAAAGGAGCUGAAGGAUGGAAGAUGAUAAAGGACUUCGGGACUCAUGCAUGUAUAGAGGUUCCAGCAGGCAGCCGGUACAGCGUUAAAGUCAGAGCUAAACCGACCGGGUCCAUUUACUCAGGCUACUGGAGUGACUGGUCAGAUGUGCUCACUGAUGACAUCCCCACUGACAUAGGCCUGUGGCUCAUGGUGUGUAUCCCCAUCAGCAUGCUGGUAAUAGCAGUCGUCCUCAUCUGCUUGUGCUGCGCGUACCGCAGGAAGCUCAAGCAGUAUUUUUGGCCACCAGUUCCAAACCUUCAAAAGGUUCUGCAAGGCUAUCUGAUGGAGAUCAACAGGCAGAAAUGGGAUCCUCCAGCCAUAGCUAAACAGUGCUCUGAAGAAACCACUUCAUCCGUGGUGGAGAUCAUGUCUGAGGACGAGGUUUCAGAGUUGGGGAAGCCAACAGAAGAAUCCACUGAGCUGCUGACACCGGAGCAGGUAGACAGCAGCCCCAGGACUGAAGGCUAUCCAGACUAUGUGACCCUGAAUAAAGAAAACGGUGUUCUUUGCCCUCAGAGAAACAGUUACGUGUACGAUCAGGUUAAAGUGAAAGGAGACCCCGAGGCAGGAGAUGAGCUCCUCCAAACAUGUCGCUGUUCCUGCACUGAGGGCUCAGUCUGUCUCCCAUCUUGCUCAUGCAGCGACUUUCUCAACCAUUCCUACCUGCCUGUGGCUGAGCCUGCAGACACAUUCAGCUAUAAGGUCACUGCUGUCAGGGCUCCAGGCAACCUCUACACCAACUUCCCCUACAGCUGAAUGCACAGUGUAGCAGGUGUGCUUCUAGAGGUGCAGAUUUAAUCAAUACGAUGCACCUUCAUGCUGACCUAAGAACUCACUGUAAAUAAAUACAAGCUUGCCAAAAAGGAAUAGUGAUUUAUAAACAAUUAACAGACCUUUAAGCUUGAGCAAAGGAGUGUUACCGUGUACUCACUGUAUAAUAGUUGUAUAGUUUCUAAUCCUUGGUUACGCUCUGAAGUCUUUGGAAAAUCAACAAUUUUAAAAUGUCAGGUUUAAAUGCUGUUCAAGAUAUUUAGGCGUACUAUAGUUAUUGUUUUAAUUGUACAUUAGGUUUCCUUAACAACAUUGCUGGCAAUUUAUCUACAGUGUUGUGUCUAUUUGCAUCUGUCUGGUGGAACAGCAGCUCACUGUGAGACUACGAGUGCGUUGUAUAGUCCGACCAAUAAAAAGAAUCAGUGGAUUUCUGUCCAACACUCGCCGACAUGAUCACAGGCGGGAGUGUUUUGGGAUCAGAGUGUUUGUUCUGUAGCAGCCAUACUUCUAUAUAAUUUUGAGUUCUUUUCCAAAUUUUGGGGAGGUUUACAGAACACCAAUUGCAAUAUUAAAUAGAGCCUUGCCGGUAUGCAACACAGAUGGUUCCUGUGAGCACUACACCUUUGAGUAGUCGGGAUCAAAAUGUAUGAGGUGUUAGUUUGUACAUUCUUUUUUUUUAAAACUUGUAUUUAAAUGUAACUUUCUCUCAAAUUGUACUUCAUUUAAUUUUGUAUAUAUUUUUUAAAAGUGAAUUGCAGGUUUUGCCAUUGUUGUCAUAUACUCUAUUACAUUAUAUCUUUAAGAAUGUUUUAUACUUUACAAGAAUCUGAGAUGAGACGGUUGACAUGGAUGUGAGGGAGGUGUAACCAAAACGCUUACUUCUGAUUCUUUUACCUCCUUUUGAAUGACAUAUGUAGCAAGUGUUUAUGAUGCAUUACAUUAUCAUAUCAGAGUUUGUAUUUUUGACAAUAAACAUCAUAAUGCUUCCGU